This is a messenger RNA of Amoebophrya sp. A25, 1838 nucleotides long. NCBI's taxonomy places the organism in Eukaryota, Dinophyceae, Syndiniales, Amoebophryaceae. The record is from the annotation of a GenBank genome assembly.
AGGAGGUUGAUCUGUGUUCGGGGGUAGGGGACUGUCUACAACUUAAAUAAUACAUGAAUCAUUUUCGUAUGCAUCAUCGCUUGAUCCGGUCGGCUGUUUCGACAUUGGAUUCGACAUUGGAUUUCAAGUCUACGGCAGACUUUAUUUUGCACCUACCUUUUUUUAAAAAGUGACUCAUGAAAAUUAGUCUUACGACUCUCAUCUUAGGUUUUCCAUCCUUUCUUGCUCGUGGUGCUUGUCUCUCCUUAAACGUUCUGGCACCACUUAUCUCACGCUUAACCCGUUAUUCCUAUGACUUGAAUUGAACAUCCACUAGUCUAGUCUGUUAGUUUCGCAUCCAAAAAAAAUGACGGGAGUUGAGAAGGGCUUUGAAAAGCCACGCUUAGGAGACGAACAUCUUGCUGCCUGGAGUAAAGCCCAGAGGGCUGAUGUUACUCAUUUUGACGCUAGGUUUGUCGAAGAUGAAGCUACACUUGAACGAUUGAUAAUGGGCGAAGUAGAUCACGACUCAAGUGCAGCCAAAACUUCUGCAUUAGAAGGACUAGAAGAACCUUCACCUGGAUCUGGAUCUGGAGCCUCUCCAUCUUGCAUGCGUUCGAUCUCCUUCGCAUUUAACCGACAUUUUUCACCCUCUUGGUCCAAGCGCUGCGCGAAUUUCCACUUCUUGGACCUAAAUCAUUUGCCCGACUUGAACGACGACAGCCUCUUGGCCUUUUUGGAAGGGAAUCGGAAUUUAGUCGAACUCCAGUUAUACUGGAACCCGCAGUUAACGGAGAGCGCUCUGCAGAAGAUUCCAGAGUACUGUCCGUACUUGAAAUCCCUGAGCUUAGCUGGCUGUAUGAAGCUAUCGGAUGUUGCGCUUGCAGCCAUUUCCGCGGCACCCUAUUAUGCGCGCUCGCUGGAGCACUUGGACUUAACAAGGUGUCCGAAAAUCACGUCCAGGAGUGUGCGGAAAGUCACGAGAAGACUGAACUCUUUUUAUGGCUGAAGUCUCAACAUAAUUCUGUGUUCUGAAAAUAAAGAUAUCGUUACUUCUAAGGUUACUUCUACACUAGAAAACUUCUAAACUAUACCAUAAUUCUGCACGAAUUCGAAAUUCCUUUGGUUCAUCAGUCAUAUUUUCCACUCUAAUACCGACGAGUUCUCCGAGUCUACGCUGCCGCCGCUUUGUCGGCAGAAGCAUUUGAGCUCUCGAGUAUGCCGAAUCUGGAGCUUUUGGAUGCCUGCGGAACUGCCAUAGAGGACAGGAAUUUCGAAGCCCUAGCAAGAGCUUAUCCACACGACUCGAAGGAGCAACAUCUGAGGCUAAAAGUCUUGAAUCUCACCUGGUGCACGUUGAUUACGGAUGCUGGAAUCGCAGCACUAUGUCAGUCUGCGGUACGAGACUUAGCAGAGCUCUCGUUGUUUGGGAAUCUGAACAUCAGUGAAGAAAGCUUGAGACUCUUGGGACAGAAGUUUGGCCAUUCUCUGCAUACUUUGGACAUUAACGGAUGCACUAAUAUCCCCAACCGAGCACCAGAAGAUGUCCUUCGAUACUUGCCCAACGUAACGAGGUUUGUCGUACAUACCUGAUAAUUAUGGCAGUCUGCACUGAACUUUGUGCGAGAUAAAUUGUCUUGUAUUGUAUUCCAAAGACCUUCGCCUUUUUUUUCCCUUCAUAUGAGGAGGUAAUAUUCUAAUUCUCCUAGAACGAGGAGUAGAAUCUAUCACAAAGACAAGCGCAUCCCUUCGACGAAGAGCGGCGUGUAAGUUCUUCACGUGUGCUGAAUGUUACAAGAACUGGAUCUCCACUAACUAUCUAUGUAAAAUCUAGAGGACUAUAUGUUCACAAGCUCAGC